Molecule: messenger RNA, 8173 nt
Organism: Chionomys nivalis (European snow vole)
Lineage: Eukaryota; Metazoa; Chordata; Mammalia; Rodentia; Cricetidae
Gene: Ank1
Product: ankyrin 1
Exons: 44
Coding region: 278-5983 (1901 amino acids)
Biological process (GO): protein localization to T-tubule; signal transduction; regulation of cardiac muscle contraction
Cellular component (GO): T-tubule
Molecular function (GO): protein binding
Source: RefSeq, a predicted model, not a curated record
GGCCUGUGGGGCUCUGUGGCCUGUGGGGCUCUGUGGCGGAGCCUGUCCCCCCCGCCCAACACACCCCGGGCUCUUGGUGCUGUGCUUUCCCGCCUGGCGCGAUAAUGGAGUGAAAAUGACCCGAUGGCGUUAGCAGCGCGCAGGGUCGGGGCGCUGGAGCAGUAAGGGUGGGAGGCGGGGCUGUAUUUUUAGCCAGAUGCCUCGUAAGUUGCCCGCGCGCCCCGCGCCGCCCAACAGAUAACGCCGAGGGAGCUCCGGUGUCAGCGGGCGCCGGGCGAUGGCAGCACGGCCGCGCAGGUCGGGGACAGACCCCGCGGCCGAUGCUGCUACCAGCUUCCUGAGGGCGGCACGCUCGGGAAACCUGGACAAGGCUCUGGAUCACCUGCGCAAUGGGGUGGACAUCAACACCUGUAACCAGAACGGGUUGAACGGCUUGCAUCUGGCUUCUAAAGAAGGCCACGUGAAGAUGGUGGUUGAACUACUGCACAAAGAGAUCAUUCUAGAAACAACAACCAAGAAGGGGAACACUGCUCUGCACAUCGCUGCCCUUGCUGGUCAGGAUGAGGUGGUUCGGGAGCUGGUCAAUUAUGGAGCCAACGUCAAUGCCCAGUCUCAGAAAGGCUUUACUCCCCUGUACAUGGCGGCCCAGGAGAAUCACUUGGAGGUGGUGAAGUUUUUACUGGAGAAUGGAGCCAAUCAGAAUGUAGCCACAGAAGAUGGCUUCACGCCGCUGGCUGUGGCCCUACAGCAGGGGCAUGAGAACGUGGUGGCUCACCUCAUCAACUAUGGAACCAAAGGGAAAGUUCGCCUCCCCGCCCUGCACAUCGCAGCCCGCAACGAUGACACACGGACAGCUGCGGUCCUUCUGCAGAACGACCCCAACCCCGACGUCCUCUCCAAGACGGGCUUCACACCUCUCCACAUCGCAGCUCACUAUGAGAACCUCAACGUGGCCCAGCUGCUCCUCAACAGGGGGGCCAGCGUCAACUUCACACCUCAGAAUGGCAUCACACCACUGCACAUCGCCUCCCGCAGGGGCAAUGUGAUCAUGGUGAGACUUCUGCUGGACCGCGGGGCUCAGAUAGAAACAAGGACCAAGGAUGAAUUGACACCGCUCCACUGUGCAGCUCGGAACGGACACGUGAGGAUCUCAGAGAUCCUGCUGGACCACGGGGCACCCAUCCAAGCCAAAACCAAGAAUGGCUUGUCCCCAAUCCACAUGGCGGCUCAGGGAGACCAUCUCGACUGUGUCCGACUUCUAUUGCAAUACAAUGCAGAGAUCGAUGACGUCACCUUGGAUCACCUGACUCCUCUCCACGUGGCAGCCCACUGUGGCCACCACAGGGUGGCUAAGGUUCUUUUGGAUAAAGGAGCCAAGCCAAACUCCAGAGCCCUGAACGGCUUCACCCCCUUACACAUCGCCUGCAAGAAGAAUCACAUCCGCGUCAUGGAGCUGCUGCUGAAGACGGGCGCCUCCAUCGAUGCAGUCACCGAGUCUGGACUGACACCUCUCCACGUGGCGUCCUUCAUGGGACACCUUCCUAUUGUGAAGAACUUACUGCAGCGGGGAGCAUCACCCAAUGUCUCCAAUGUGAAGGUAGAGACCCCAUUGCACAUGGCAGCCCGAGCAGGGCAUACCGAAGUGGCCAAAUACUUGCUCCAGAACAAAGCCAAAGCCAAUGCUAAGGCCAAGGACGACCAGACACCACUUCACUGUGCCGCUCGCAUCGGCCACACAAGUAUGGUGAAGCUCCUGCUGGAGAACGGCGCCAGCCCCAACCUGGCUACCACUGCUGGCCACACGCCCCUGCACACUGCAGCCCGAGAGGGCCACGUGGACACAGCCCUGGCCCUCCUGGAGAAGGAGGCAUCCCAAGCGUGCAUGACCAAGAAAGGAUUUACCCCUCUCCAUGUGGCUGCCAAGUAUGGGAAGGUACGGGUGGCUGAGCUGCUCCUGGAACAGGACGCACAUCCCAACGCAGCAGGAAAGAACGGCUUGACUCCGCUGCAUGUAGCCGUCCAUCACAACAACUUGGACAUCGUCAAGCUCCUCCUUCCCCGAGGUGGCUCCCCGCACAGCCCUGCCUGGAAUGGCUACACCCCUUUGCACAUUGCUGCCAAGCAGAACCAGAUAGAGGUAGCCCGCAGUCUACUGCAGUACGGGGGAUCAGCGAAUGCCGAGUCUGUGCAAGGCGUGACCCCGCUGCACCUGGCUGCCCAAGAGGGCCACACAGAAAUGGUCGCCCUUCUCCUCUCAAAGCAAGCCAAUGGCAACCUGGGAAAUAAGAGUGGCCUCACCCCCCUCCACCUGGUAGCACAAGAGGGCCAUGUUCCAGUGGCCGAUGUGCUGAUCAAGCAUGGUGUCACGGUGGAUGCUACCACCCGGAUGGGUUACACCCCACUCCACGUGGCCAGCCAUUACGGAAACAUCAAGCUGGUGAAGUUCUUGCUGCAGCACCAAGCAGAUGUCAAUGCCAAGACCAAGCUAGGAUACAGCCCCUUGCACCAGGCAGCUCAGCAAGGACACACAGACAUUGUGACGUUGCUCCUGAAGAAUGGUGCUUCUCCAAACGAGGUCAGCUCGAAUGGAACCACACCUCUGGCAAUAGCCAAGCGGUUGGGCUAUAUCUCUGUAACCGACGUGCUCAAGGUGGUCACAGAUGAAACCAGUGUAGUGUUAGUCAGCGACAAACAUCGGAUGAGCUACCCUGAGACCGUGGAUGAGAUUCUGGAUGUGUCUGAAGAUGAAGGAACUGCUCAGAUAACUAUAAUGGGUGAAGAACUUGUUGGCUCCAAGGCAGAGAGGCGGGACUCCCGGGAUGUGGGUGAGGAGAAAGAGCUGUUGGAUUUUGUGCCGAAGCUAGACCAAGUGGUGGAAUCUCCAGCCAUCCCAAGGAUCCCCUGUGUCACCCCUGAGACUGUGAUCAUCCGAUCCGAAGACGCGGAACAGGGAUCUAAAGAAUACGAUGAGGAUUCCCUCAUCCCCAGCAGCCCAGCCACAGAGACCUCAGACAACAUUAGCCCCGUGGCCAGCCCCGUCCACACAGGGUUUCUGGUGAGCUUCAUGGUGGAUGCCCGGGGAGGAUCCAUGAGAGGAAGUCGUCAUAAUGGCCUGAGGGUAGUGAUCCCUCCCCGGACGUGUGCGGCACCCACGCGCAUCACCUGCCGCCUGGUCAAGCCUCAGAAGCUGAGCACACCACCCCCGCUGGCUGAGGAAGAGGGCCUGGCCAGCAGGAUCAUCGCACUGGGACCUAUGGGGGCCCAGUUCCUUAGCCCCGUGAUUGUGGAGAUCCCCCAUUUCGCCUCGCGUGGCCGUGGAGACCGUGAACUGGUGGUUCUGAGGUGUGAGAAUGGCUCUGUGUGGAAGGAACAUAAGAGCCGCUAUGGAGAAAGCUACCUGGACCAGAUCCUUAAUGGCAUGGAUGAAGAGCUGGGGAGCUUGGAGGAGCUGGAAAAGAAGCGAGUUUGCCGCAUCAUCACCACCGACUUCCCCCGGUACUUUGUGAUCAUGUCCCGGCUGUGCCAGGACUAUGACACCAUCAGUCCUGAAGGGGGCUCCCUACGAAGCAAGCUGGUGCCCAUGGUACAGGCAACGUUCCCUGAAAAUGCUGUCACCAAGAAAGUGAAGCUGGCUCUACAGGCCCAGCCUGUCCCAGAUGAGCUGGUGACAAAGCUCCUCGGCAACCAGGCCACCUUCAGCCCCAUUGUCACUGUUGAGCCAAGGCGCCGGAAGUUCCACCGCCCCAUUGGGCUUCGGAUCCCACUCCCUCCCUCCUGGACUGACAACCCGAGAGACAGCGGUGAGGGAGACACCACCAGCCUGCGCCUGCUGUGCAGCGUCAUUGGUGGAACUGACCAAGCCCAGUGGGAAGAUAUAACGGGAACAACCAAGCUUGUGUACGCCAACGAGUGUGCCAACUUCACCACCAAUGUGUCAGCCAGGUUUUGGCUAUCGGACUGUCCUCGGACCGCAGAGGCCGUGCACUUUGCCACUCUAUUGUACAAAGAGCUCACGGCAGUCCCCUACAUGGCCAAGUUCGUCAUUUUUGCCAAGAUGAAUGACCCACGGGAAGGACGACUACGCUGCUACUGCAUGACAGAUGACAAAGUGGACAAGACCCUGGAACAGCAUGAAAACUUUGUGGAGGUGGCACGGAGCAGGGACAUAGAGGUUCUGGAAGGAAUGCCUCUAUUUGCAGAACUCUCUGGGAACUUGGUGCCUGUCAAGAAAACAACCCAACAACGAAGUUUCCACUUCCAGUCAUUUCGAGAGAACCGUUUGGCCAUCCCUGUGAAGGUGAGGGACAGCAGUCGUGAACCGGGAGGGUUCUUGUCAUUCCUACGAAAGGCGAUGAAGUACGAGGAUACACAGCACAUCCUCUGCCACCUGAAUAUCACCAUGCCACCCUGUACCAAGGGCAGUGGAGCAGAAGACAGGAGGAGGACCCUGACACCCCUUUCCCUUCGAUAUAGCAUCCUCAGCGAGUCGCGGCUGGGUUUUGCCAGUGACACAGACCGUGCAGAUAUGAAGAUGGCAGUCAUCACGGAGCACCUCGGCCUCAGCUGGGCGGAGCUGGCCCGGGAGCUGCAGUUCACUGUGGAAGACAUCAACCGGAUCCGUGUAGAAAACCCCAACUCCUUGUUGGAGCAGAGUGCGGCCUUGCUGACCCUCUGGGUGGCCCGUGAAGGCGAAAAUGCAAAGUUGGAGAAUCUGUACACAGCCCUGCGGAACAUCGACAGAAGUGAGAUUGUUAACAUGCUGGAGGGCUCCGGCAGGCAGAGCCGCAACCUCAAACCAGACCGGCGGCACGGGGACCGGGACUAUUCAUUAUCACCUUCUCAGAUGAAUGGUUACUCCUCGCUGCAGGACGAGCUGCUGUCCCCCGCCUCCCUGCACUACGCACUUCCCUCUCCGCUGUGUGCAGACCAGUACUGGAACGAAGUGGCUGUCAUAGAUACCAUCCCCCUGGCGGCCACGGAGCAUGACACCAUGCUGGAGAUGUCUGACAUGCAGGUGUGGUCUGCGGGCCUCACCCCAUCCCUGGUCACUGCUGAGGACUCCUCCCUGGAGUGCAGCAAGGCCGAGGACUCUGACGCCACGCAAGAGUGGAAGUUGGAGGGGGCACUCUCAGAGGAACCGCAGGGCCCGGAGCUGGGCCCUCAGGAGCUGGUGGAGGACGACACAGUGGAUUCAGAUGCCACAAAUGGCCUGGCUGAUUUGCUAGGUCAGGAGGAAGGUCAGAGGUCAGAAAAGAAGAGGCAGGAGGUCUCAGGCACAGAGCAGGACACGGAGACUGAAGUGUCUCUUGUUUCAGGCCAGCAGCGAGUUCACGCCCGAAUCACAGACUCACCCUCAGUGAGGCAGGUGCUGGACAGAAGCCAGGCCAGAACCCUGGACUGGGAUACACAGGGCUCCACGGCGCCCCAUCCGCAUGAAGCUGCACAAACUUCCUGGCAAGAGGAGGUCACACAAGGCCCGCACUCAGUCCAGAGAAAGAUCACCACCAUCCAAGGGCUGGAGCCCGGCACACUUCAGGAAUAUGAGCAGGUGCCUACACGAGAGCAUGUGCAGAGGGGGCCACCCGAGACCGACAGCCCCCAGGCUGCCAAGGAGCCAAGCCUGUGGGCAUCUGAGAGCACCUUCUCUCAGAAAGGACAGGGGGAUGAGCUCCAGAAUAUUCCAGGAGAGCAGGUGACGGAGGAACAAUUCACAGAUGAACAGGGCAACAUUGUCACCAAGAAGGUCAUUCGCAAAGUCGUUCGGCAGGUAGACUCCUCCGGUGCCAUCGACACCCAGCAGCACGAGGAGGUGAUUGUUGAGGGGCCCCUAGUGGACCCUGGGGAUCUGGAAGCUGAUAUUGAGUCCUUUAGGAAACUUACUAAGGUGGAGCUAAGAGGGAGUGGACUACAGCCGGACCUGCUAGAGGGCAGGAAGGGGGCUCAGAUAGUGAAGCGGGCCAGCCUGAAAAGGGGCAAACAGUGAUCUCUCCUCGAGUAGCCCCUUGGGAGGAUCACACCUCAACACCCAAACCCUGAACUCCACACACUCUGUCAUGCACACAGAAGGAGACCUGGACCAGAGGGCUACUGGAGGGUCGCACGUGUCCUACGAUCCCGGCAUGACCUCUGUAAGGGCUUCCUUUAGUCUCAUAUUCGCAUGAACGACUGCUGUAGACGCAUGACCUACAGACUUCAGUCCUGCCUCUAGCGACUAUGGAUCUCUGUGGGAAUCAGGACAAAGGCCGCAAGAAGAGGGGAGAGAGGAAUGAGGGAGAGCGAGCAAGCCCCCAAAGAGCACAUGGGUGCAGACACGAAUAAGGGCUCUACUGUGACUGGGAUGGUUGGUUAAAGUUUGUUUGCUUUUUUUGUUGUUUUGUUUUGAUUUUGACUUCGACCUCAUUUGUAAGAAGCUCACAAGAUCAUUCUGGAAGGGGGAACUAGAAACUGGGUGUGGAAUCAGUUUAGCACCAUCACCCCACAUUCUCGUGUGCCAGCCUUCCACACCUGCACACACCACAUGCCACCCCACACACACACACCACACUUCCCGCUGAAGGACAUGACACAGUUGCACAUGUGCAGGCCUCCCCCUCACUCAUCCACACUGGUUUUACUGUGUCCUCUGAAGCUGUAUGGAUAAACUGGAUAUAUAUAUAUUUUUUUAUGUUGUCUCUCAGUUUCAGUAUUAAUCACCUUCCAGUGGAAAUCAUUACCCUGAGAGUGCAUUUAGAAAUUUGGGAACUGAGGCAAGGAGCCCUCGGGAUUUGCUGUAGGGCUCAAAGGGAGUCAGGGCCCCAUCUCAAAGUUCUCUCUGGGGAAGGGCCUGUGGCUGUCCGAGGAUUGCACCAGCAUGUUCAAUAGACGGGAGGUUUUCGAAAUCGUCAAGCAUUUCAAUAAUAGUCUGUGUUAAAAGUGUAAACUGUACAGUAAUCAGCCUUGUGUAUAUCAAUACAAUAAAUACUAUGCAAACCAAUAGAAACACGUUAGCAGUAUGUACAAAGCCCAAAACAGCUCAGCUCCCAAGGACUUCUCCAGGCUGUGGGAGGAGCUAAAGGCUGUCUUUCACUGAAAGAGGAAGGGAGUAGGGUUGUGAAUGUACCUGCCAGUUCCUAGGUCACACCACCACCCUGAGGUCUCCCAGAGCCAACUUGGUGCUUGAAGUGCAGGUGGCCGCAGGCUGGAGGUCCUGGCACAGACCCUGGACUCAAGCUCCGACCACCGGCCCAGCGCAAGGAGAGCCCGGAGCAAGAGAGAGCUGCUGACCAGGAGGCUGAGGAGAGACCCUCUUCUAUCUAGACUCAGGGCCAGGCCAGGAAGGGACCCCUCAACUGGCUGGUCUUGCCUUGGAGCCCUCAGGGAAGAGCCUUAACGUCACACUAGAGUCUCCUGCAGAGGGAGGCCCGAAUCAGCACAAUCCGGCUCCGCCUCGCCCGGGCGGCGCCCCCUACGGCCAGGAAAGAGACUGGCAGGCUCUUCUCGCUCUCCAGGAGCCACUGGUGGACGGCGGUCACCUUCCUCGCCUGCCGCUCUUCGGAGGGUGUCGUCAGGACACAAUAAAAACCUUCCAAGUAGCACAGACGCCCCUCCAUGCCCGUGCCCCCACGCCCUGGAGGCUCGCCCCGGCGCGCGCUCUAGCCCCAGCCCCGGGCGAGUGUAGGAAUUGGGGGCGGGGGAUGCUGUGGUCCCCGCGGGCGCGGCUGGCUUUCCUCCGAGGGGCGGCCCCGGGAGGGCUGGGCGGACGAGGACGGGCGCGGGGUCGCCCCGCCUCGACCCGUACCCUCCGCUCCAGGCUGCCGCCCCAGUAGCGGCUCUUAGCGCCCCGCGCGGCCGGGCUCCGCUUUGGCACCCUCCGCUCAGCCUGGCUUGGCUGCUUGGCACGCCGCCCCCCGCCCUCGGCGGCAUGGCUGCGCGCUCCCGUUGCUAGUAGGAGCUGUUUAAGAGGAGUUUGGGGUCUCCACUUGAUGCCUAGAGAAUGCUGCAGUCUGCACCUUAGACGCUUUUUAGAAGUUUUGAAAUGACCUUGAUUUUUUUUAAUUGUUAUGAAAAAUGAACUAUGUCCUGGCUCUCUCAUGCUCUGUUACUGAGAGAGACCACCCCUCCCUAUUCUGAUGUAUAGACCAUUCUCCCUACACCAGCUAAACAGAUGUCAAAUUAAUAAAGAAACUGACUCAUG